UUCCUCUCUCAUUUUCACUUAAUAUAUCUGGAGUCUGGAAAUAUAUACUAAUUUGAAGACAUAAGGGCAUGCAGUGAGAUGCAGGGGAGUUGAGACAAAUCCCUUACCUGCCCAUACUUUGCACAUUUUCUCCCCUGACCGCCAUCCAAUCUCGAGACCAGUGGACCCCUAAAGGCUUCUGGCCACAGUAAUGCUUUUAUCUUCUUCCAACCUGAUAGCUCCCCAGACAAAGGAACCAGCCACCUUCUGGCAGGGUGCAGCUGCCCCUCUCUUGGGUGAUGACGACACUGUUGAAGCCACCAUCACUCACAUUAGUACUAAUCCUCCUGUCCUUCUCUAACUUCUAGGAAUGGGAAAAGGGGAAGGGAGUGGUAUGUGAAAUAGUCUAUGGAAAGUAUUUGAGUGCGAGGUGAUGGAGUGAGUGAUCUUUCUCAGCCUCCUUCCCUUUUGCUACCUGAUUCUGCCCCAGUCUCACUUGCUUCUUUUAGAGCAUUUUUUCCUCAUACAGCAGCAUAUUGAAUGUCUCUGCAUCUCUAGAGUCUUGAGAAUUGAAGUAGACUCUGGUGGAGCCUCAUCUGGGGUUUAGGAAGGACUCCAUUGGGCAUUUCAGGCCUCUGAAUCUUUGAAGGAGGUUGAGGAAGGCAGUUCUUCAUCAUUCUCUUUUCUGGAGGCUUCUGAGAAUGUCUCUUCCAUGAUCUCCAUGUCUCCUUCCCCAGCCUGAGCCCCCCAUGACCACUGUCUUCAACUUAUUUCCCUUACGCAAAUCCUGGCCCAGCCUAGAAGACAGCUGUAACCUCUAAUCUUCUCUUCUCUGAACCAAAGAAUCCCUUUCACAUUUCUAGAGAACGUCUGCCUCCCAGACCUUUCUGUCCUUAUUUCUAUGGCUGUCCUUUGUAUCCUGCGUAAGCUCUCCACAUCCUUCCCAAGUGAUUAAGAGCCCAGCAGGACUCUAGUAGAGUGACCCUUGAUCUAUAGAGGGGCAGGAAAGUACACUCCAAUUGGUACUCCCAAGUACUCCCAGGAUCUUACCAACCUUCAACCCUCUCUUGGAGGAGAAUAUGACAUGACUGGGGCCCGAGUUGCCCUGACCCUUUGUGCCUUGGGAGGGCAAAUUGGAGAGGAUAGGGCAGUUGCUGCUCUGGAGGCUAUGUACCAAGCACUGGGUUUUAAGAACUACCUUAGAAGAGUGGCCAAGGCGCAGUCUUUCCAGAAAGAACUGGCUCAUUUCAGAGAGCUUUUGGAUGCCUACAGGAACCCCAUCAGCUGCGCUUUGGUCGUCCUCUUAGCUCACAGUGAAUGUCGAGGGUGGCUGCUGGGGCCAGAUGGGAGGGAGGUGCAAGAGAAGGAGCUGGUUGGAGAACUGAGCCACUGCCAAGCCUUGUGGGGCAAAGCCAAGGUGUUUCUGUUGCUGGGCAGCCACGACAACUUGGAAUCCAAUGCUUUUCUUCCCAUUCUGACAGACCACUGCAGGCACUUUCCCCACUGGCACCUACUGGAGGUGCUCACCCAGGUCAUUGGCAAAGUAACUCAAGAGAUGCCUACUACCACAGAGCACAGGUGCCCCAUCUUCCACAGCUCCCUUCGGGGUGCACUGUACUUUGGGAGAACAAGGUCACAGGACCUGGAGGUCAGCCCCAUCCCUCAAGGGGUAUAUGACAUGUCGGGGGAAAAGGUGGCCCUCGUCUUAUGUGUCACCCAGGACCGCCCUGGGGCUGAACAGGACCUUAAAGCCCUGAAGAGGUUGUUCCAGACCCUGGGUUUUAAGAGCAUUCUGAAGAUGGACCCCACUGCCCAGGAUUUCCGAAAGGAGUUGGCUCAGUUUCGGGAGCAUCUGGAUGCUUGUAGGACCACUGUGAGCUGUGCCCUGAUAGCCCUCAUGGCCCAUGGGGAACCCCAGGGGCGGCUUCUGGGGGCUGAUGGACAGAUGGUGGAAGUGGAAGAGAUGGUGAGAGAGCUGAGUACUUGUCAGGUCCUGCGGGGCAAGGCCAAAGUUUUUCUGCUUCAGGGGUGCCGUGGAAGUAACAGAGACCCCGGCAUGAGCCCUAGAGCUUUGCCCUGGCUAGGACGCUGGCUACAACACUGGCUACAGAGGCCUUCAACUAUCCCCUCUCACGCAGAUGUCCUUCGGGUUUAUGCUAACAUGCAAGAUGUCUCCUCCAGGGAGGACUUUCCUAGGAAUGCAGACCAAGCGGACAUCUUGAGAGUCUAUUCAGCUGCGGAAGGCUAUGUGGCAUACCGAGAUGAGAAUGGCUCAGACUUUAUCCAGACUCUUGUAGAAGUUAUUAUAGCUGACCCUCACCAGGACCUUCUGGAGCUUCUGACUGAAGUAAACAGGCAGCUGUGUGAGAUGGAUGUGCUUGGUCCAGACUGUGAUGAAAUACGAAAGAUGAACUUGGAGAUCAGGAGCUCCUUGAGAAAACGAUUAUAUCUAAAGGUCUGAGAGUCGGAAAGCAAGGCAGUGAAUUUGGACCUUCAAGGACCCUAUCCCUCAUUUUUUCACAACUUUUUUUGUCUUUCUUUCUCCAGUGCCUGGCACAUAAUAGGUGCUUAAUAAAUUCCUUUUUCCCUCCAAUCUUAUUUAUGUAUUUGUUAUCUUUCCUUUCGCCCCCCAUUGAACAAUUGAAAAAGAAAACCAUUAUGAAAAUGUUAUAAAUA
Vombatus ursinus (common wombat) is the source of this 2655-nucleotide messenger RNA. Its product is annotated as caspase-14-like. The transcript is spliced from 11 exons. Gene Ontology annotation, biological process: proteolysis. The record is from RefSeq and is a predicted model, not a curated record. Gene Ontology annotation, molecular function: cysteine-type endopeptidase activity. Lineage: Eukaryota; Metazoa; Chordata; Mammalia; Diprotodontia; Vombatidae. The coding region runs from base 1064 to 2440 and encodes 458 amino acids.